AUGGCCGACAGAUUCCCCUCUCUCGAUGACUUCGAUUCGGGCGCACAAACCGAUGUCAAGGAUACCUCGGUGGACCCUUCAACCGAUGACUUCCUAGCCCGCGAGAAGGCUGCUCUUGGCGAUGACGCCGACCAGUUUGCGACGGCGCAAGAUGUGUCAGUCCUCGACGGAUCAGGCGGUGACCUCCUCGGCGAGAACGAGCCUACACAGUCGACGUUUGAGUCCCAGUUCCCCGACCUUGCUGGCCACACCGUCGGCUCUGGCCUCCUCCCCGGCGCCCCCACGAUGACUGGUCCCUCGGUGACGUACAACUCUGGAUUCCAGGCCACCGUCCAAGACGAGGAUGAGCCGGCUGUCAUCAAGGAGUGGCGCGAGCGCCGCAACGCGCAGAUUGAGAAGCGCUCCCAGCAGUUUGCCGCCCAACGCGAAGAGACGAUACAGGAGGCUCAGGCCAACAUCGACGACUUCUACAACAACUACAACAGUAAGAAGGAGAAGGAGAUUGCGAAGACGCGCAAGGAGGCCGAGGAGUUCCUCGCCAACCGGGACGACACCGUCUCAGGCGGCACCAGCUGGGACCGCAUCGCCAAGCUUGUCGACGUCAGCGGAAAGGGUUCCAAGGGCGGAGCUAACGGCUCUGGCAAAGAGCGCUUCCGCGAGCUCCUCAUGAGCCUGCGAAAGGACGAGAAAGCACCUGGCGCGACCGGCUAUUAG
This is a messenger RNA of Geosmithia morbida, 714 nucleotides long. RefSeq names its product Clathrin light chain. The coding region runs from base 1 to 714 and encodes 237 amino acids. Gene Ontology annotation, molecular function: clathrin heavy chain binding; structural molecule activity. NCBI's taxonomy places the organism in Eukaryota, Fungi, Ascomycota, Sordariomycetes, Hypocreales, Bionectriaceae. The record is from RefSeq and is a predicted model, not a curated record. Gene Ontology annotation, biological process: clathrin-dependent endocytosis; intracellular protein transport; clathrin coat assembly. The transcript is spliced from 3 exons. Gene Ontology annotation, cellular component: clathrin coat of coated pit; clathrin coat of trans-Golgi network vesicle; plasma membrane.